Helobdella robusta is the source of this 702-nucleotide messenger RNA. RefSeq lists its product as hypothetical. The record is from RefSeq and is a predicted model, not a curated record. Bases 1 to 702 code for a protein of 233 amino acids. The transcript is spliced from 5 exons. Gene Ontology annotation, molecular function: guanyl-nucleotide exchange factor activity. Lineage: Eukaryota; Metazoa; Annelida; Clitellata; Rhynchobdellida; Glossiphoniidae. Gene Ontology annotation, cellular component: cytoplasm.
AUGAAAUAUGUUGUUAGUAACGAGUGCUUGGAGGUGGAAGUGGGUGAAAAACAGAAGCCGACGAAGAGGAAGGCGUCCGAGCCGACAGUGGAUUGCAAGAAGACGAAAAUCCGUGGAGAAGCAAAUACAUUUUUGAAACGGGUUUACGUGAUGGGGGACGGAACUUCCGGUCAGUUGGGUUUGGGUAGUGACGUCAUUUUCUCACGAGAACUGAAAAAUGUGGAAGACUUGAAUGACUUUAACGUGUUGGAGGCGGUUGGAGGGGGCAUGCAUACCGUUGUCAGAACCAGUUGUGGGAAGAUACUCACGUUUGGGUGCAACGACCAAGGGGUUCUUGGACGCGAAACAACAGACGAACUCGAUUGGUUCAUCCCUCAGCCAGUAACAUCAAUCCAACAACAUCACGUGACCUUAGUUACUUCCGGUGACAGUCAUGUGGCUGUGGCAACCAGUGAUGGUUUACUAUUUGUUUGGGGCAAUUUCAGGUUGGAAAACGGAAACUGUCACCUAUUUUUUGAUAACCCGGGCUCUACCUCGCCCAUCCCUUGUCACGUGCCUGAUGCCGUGACGUCAAUAAGCAGUGGGUGCAACCAUUUGCUGGGGCCGGUGAGCGUGGGCAGCUCGGGAGGAUUCAAGAAUGCUGCAUGGCUCUCAGUUAAUUUCUCACAAUAUUUUCAUUUUUUAAGAUCUUCAUUAGGAUAA